CAGAUACGCUCCACAACCCGCCCGCGGUGGAGUGCUGCUGGCUGAAGACUAUUGCUCUCGCCUGCGCAAAUGGGCCAUACACCUGCUUGUGCUUAUCUCUCGUGUCUUGCGUGACACGAGACUUUGUAUGGCUUGUGUGCUCUAAACCCGUCUCGCUCAUCAGCGCGAAGUGAACGUUUGCCUUUUCAAAUUCGCACGUAUUGCGCCCCCAUUGAUAUCCCCAUUCGUCAGCCAAUAUUUCUCGGUACUUGUCAAACCGUACUCACUCUUCUAAACCCCCAUGAGAUUCUCCUCAGUCGUUCACGUAACCAGAUGUUGUCCGCAGCCGCACCGGAUCCAUGGUGUAAGCCAUCGUGCGUGGCUCGGGGGCCGGAGUGUAUAUAACAUUGAUUACUCUCAGCCGCAGUCGGCCCAAGUUUUCUCUCAUCAGUAUAAGUACUAGUGCCCACCAUGUCGCUCUGUCUGACAGAUAAAGCUGAUCCCGCGGUCAACUCGUCGUUCAAGCUCGGUUCUGUGGCUCAGACCUCCGUUGGCCUUGCCGGUUUGGCUGCCGCAUACUUCCAUCAUCUGAAUACAGGUAUUGGACAGCGUGUCUCCACGGACGCACGGCAUGCCGUCCUCGAAUUCAAUGGGCAAUUGAUCGGGUUCAACCAGCUUUUGAACGAGCUGUUCGGUGUUCAUCGAACGAAAGACAACAAUUGCGUCCGCAUACACACCAAUUUUCCUCAACCUUUAACCGAAAAUAUUCAUUGCCAGGAGAUUUUGAACACCCUAAGCUGCGCACCGACGAAACAGGCCGUUGCAGAGUCCUUGCUCCAGUGGGACUCAUACGCCUUUGAAGAGGAAGUGGCAUUGAGGAAAACGGUUGCCACUGUACUCCGCCGGUUUGAGGAAUGGGAUGCACAUCGUCAUGCCUGUGCGCUGCGUGCACCUGAUGCUUCGCGCCGUCGGUCGCCGGACGGCAUCCGCGCACUCGAACUCACGCGCAUCAUCGCUGGGCCUGUGUCUAGGCUCACACUUGCAGCCCACGGCACUAACGUCCUGUGGGUCACCUCGCCGAAGUUUUCUAACUGGCCAAUGGUGGGCAUGGACACCUGGCGUGGCAAGCGCACAACACAGCUUGAUCUCACGGAGCCCGGAGACUGUCAUACGUUGCGCGAGCUCUUUAAAGAUGCAGACGUAUUUUUGCAAGGCUACCGCCCGGGUGGUCUCGCAGACAAGGGCUUUGGCGUGUCAGACGUGGUUGCGGCACGGCCUGGGAUUGUCUACGCGAGUCUGAAUGCGUACGGGUGGGACGGACCUUGGAAGGAUCGACGCGGGACAGCACAGUUCGACUCUCUCGUAGUACAGGCCGCGACUGGGUUCAAUGCGGGAGAAGCAGAGGCCUACGCAGCUUACACAGGCGAUUAUCAUGCCGCAGGACAUCUCUUGGCCUUCGGCAUAAACGCCGCGCUGUGCAAGACGAUAACUGUGCGCAUUCUUAUUGUCGCUGCUAGCCGUAAUGCUGACAAUCAAACUAAGGAGGGCGGCUCGUGGGAGGUGCGUGUGUCACUUGCUGCAGUAGGCCAGUGGAUGCGCUCGUUCGGCCAGCUCGAACCCGCCGUAGUGUUCAGUGAGGGUGCGCCCCUGCCUCCGCGCAGCCUGCCUCAGGCACCGGAGGUGCAGGCUCUUAUGGUUGAACUGCAACGAUCAGCAGGAGAUAAGAGAGACGGCGGCGAACGGAAGGUUAUGAACGCCAUCAAGCACAGUGUGAUACUGUCUGCCACGCCUGUGCUUGCGGGCGAAGCACCGAUGAGGCUGGAUGCUCAUCUACCUAUGUGGCUGCCUCGGUCGCAAUGAUAGGCAUUGCACAAUUGCACGUAGUGUAGCUAGGGCCAGUAAGUGCUUAACCGCUUUCAAUGAACGAGCAUUGCAAGC
Molecule: messenger RNA, 1917 nt
Organism: Phanerochaete carnosa HHB-10118-sp
Lineage: Eukaryota; Fungi; Basidiomycota; Agaricomycetes; Polyporales; Phanerochaetaceae
Exons: 9
Coding region: 451-1839 (462 amino acids)
Molecular function (GO): catalytic activity
Source: RefSeq, a predicted model, not a curated record